AUGUCUCAUUUCUUAUGUCAUCGCAUAAGCCGAAAUAACCAAUUGAAGAUUCUUCAUCUUAGAAACAAUAUUUUGUCAAAACAUAUCUCAGACUGUUGGACAAACUGGAGGUUACUAGAAGCUGUGAACUUGGAUAGUAAUAAUUUAUCUGGAAAGCUACCAAGCUCCAUGGGAUCUCUAAUCAACCUAGAGUAUUUGCAUUUACGCAAUAAUAGCUUUUUCGGAAAGAUCCCUCAUUUUCUUAAGAAUUGCUCGAGCUUAAUCACUUUGGAUCUUGGUUUAAAUGCAUUUCAUGGAAAAAUUCCAACAUGGAUUGGGACAAAUCUCUCAAAUCUCAAGGUUCUUGGACUUCGAUCUAACCAAUUCAGUGGUUUAAUCCCAAAUGAACUCUGUCAUCUCUCGUAUUUGCAAAUCAUGGACAUUGGGAACAACAACUUGAUUGGGUCUAUACCCCAUUGUUUUGGAAAUUUUACAGCCAUGGCUAGUACCGAAUAUGUAAGGUAUGAUUAUUACAUCUUCGUUCGUUUUUCUAUUUACACCGGUGAUCUAUUACUAGAGACUGCAUAUGGGAUAGCUAAGGGCGAAGAGUUUCAAUAUGACAAAAUCCUAUACCUCAUGACAAGCAUGGAUCUUUCACACAACAACUUAUCAGGAGAAAUUCCCCAAGAAAUCACCAAUCUUAUGAAAUUGAAAUCUUUGAAUCUUUCGGGAAACAAUAUGAGACUAAACAUUCCACAAAAAAUUGGAAGCAUGACAAAUGUGGAGUCUCUUGAUUUAUCAAGAAACCAACUCUCAGGACAAAUACCACAAAGCAUCUCCAAGUUACCAUACUUGGGUUACUUGAACUUGUCUUACAAUCACUUGUUGGGUCCAAUUCCAACCACUACACAACUCCAAAGCUUUGAUCGGUCAAGCUUCCUUGGCAAUGAGUAA
Messenger RNA from Benincasa hispida (wax gourd), 933 nucleotides. The record is from RefSeq and is a predicted model, not a curated record. NCBI's taxonomy places the organism in Eukaryota, Viridiplantae, Streptophyta, Magnoliopsida, Cucurbitales, Cucurbitaceae.